Molecule: messenger RNA, 2230 nt
Organism: Sinocyclocheilus rhinocerous
Lineage: Eukaryota; Metazoa; Chordata; Actinopteri; Cypriniformes; Cyprinidae
Product: protein tweety homolog 2-like
Exons: 15
Coding region: 297-1829 (510 amino acids)
Cellular component (GO): plasma membrane
Molecular function (GO): volume-sensitive chloride channel activity; intracellularly calcium-gated chloride channel activity
Source: RefSeq, a predicted model, not a curated record
GCUCCCGAGUUCAGAGCGCACGACACGCGCAGGAAUGGCUGCGGCACGAGACCGGGAUUUAAUGCAAUAAUUCAACAUUUCCCGUCAAUUCCCAUGGUCUGCGAUUUGGGGGAAGUAUUCAGAGAUCUUUUUAUGUCCCCUCCAGCACUUUUGUUUGAGUACUCAGUCUCUCUAAUGUCUAAAUCCAUGGCUUUUGUUUGAGAAGACAACGGAGAGUAACCAGGAAAGAAACACCCAAAUUGUCCGACCGUCUCUAUCUGGGAAAGUGAUUUAUUCGUCUCGUCGACUGCUGAAGGAUGUCGUCUGCAAGGGUUGAUUAUAUCGCUCCUUGGUGGACUUACUGGCUUCAUGAGUUUCCUCACGUGAAUCUAAGGUUUCAGCCGUUGGAUCACACGUUUAAACCGCAAGAUGAAAACUACCAGCAGUCGCUCAUCUUCCUGGGCUGUGUAGCAGCAGCUGGGCUCGGUGUGAACCUGCUGUGUCUUGUUGUUGCCGUGGGAGUUGGUUUCUAUGGAAACAGUGAAAUCAAUGAUGGGGUGUACCAGCUGACCUAUUCUCUCUAUAAUGCCAAUCACACGCUGGCGGGUGUGGACAGUUUGGUCACUGGUACUGUGGGAGACAUGCAGAGCGGCCUGAACGAGCACUUGUCUCGACUGGGUGAGAUCUUUGCAGCACGAGGAGACUUUGUGCAGACACUGCAGUUCAUGCAACAGAUGUCAGAAAACAUCAUUAAGCAGCUGCUUGGGCUUCCUGACUGGGAAAAGGCGAAAGUAGACCUGGCCGCCAUAGCUGAUCAGACAGCAUAUGUGGAAUAUUACAGGUGGUUGACAUACCUCCUGAUACUGAUCUUGGAUCUGGUCAUCUGUCUUGCUGCUUGUUUGGGCCUGGCCAAACAAUCCCGCUGGCUGCUCACUACGAUGAUGGUCUGCGGUGUUCUGACUCUGAUAUUGAGUUGGUCGUCUCUCGGAGCUGAUGUGGCCACUGCAGUGGGCACAAGUGAUUUCUGUGUUGCACCAGACAAAUUUCUGAUGAACCAAACAAAAGAUGUGAUGAGCUCAGAUAUUGUGCAUUAUUACCUGUACUGCAGCCAGACGCUCCCCAACCCAUUUCAGCAGUUUGUUUUGCAGUCCCUGACUGUCUUCCAGAGAUCACUGACCACCAUGCAGAUCCAGAUCCAAGGUCUCCUGCAGUUUGCAGUGCCUCUGUUCCCCACAGCUGAGAGGGAUUUACUGAGUAUUCAGCAUUUACUGAAUAAUUCAGAGGCCAGUUUACAUCAGCUCACUGCACUUCUAGACUGCCGAGGACUCAAUAAGGACUACCUGGACGCUCUGAUAGGUGUGUGUUAUGAUGGCGUGGAGGGGUUGCUGUAUCUCUGUCUGUUCUCUCUGCUGGCGGCCUGUGCCUUCUCUGUCAUGCUGUGUGCCAUCCCGAGAGCGUGGCGACAGAUUGCCAACAGAGAAAGAGAUUACGAUGACAUUGAUGACGGGGACCCGUUUAACCCUCAGAGCCGGCGAAUGACGUCCCACCAUUCACAGCAGGGCAACAUGCACAGCUUCUGCAGCUACAGCAGCAGCAUGGGCAGCCAGACCAGCCUGCACCCUCCAACACAGGCUUUGACCAACGCACCCCUGUCAGAAUAUAGGAACCAGUCUGCGCUGUUUGGAGGAAACCCGCGCUAUGAGAACGUGCCUCUGAUCGGGAGGGGAUCUCCUCCUCCUUCGCUUUACUCUCAGCCAUAUAGAAACCGCUACUCUCCAACCAUGAGAGCCACCUACCUCUCCAUGACCGAAGACCAGAUCAGACACUUUGGGGAGGAUUUCCGAGCGUAGAACUGAUCUGUUGUCCUAUGGUGUGAGUCUUCACACGCUGGAAAUAAGGACACAUGGAAAACUCUCACGGCAGCAUGCGUGCGCGCCCAUCUUAAAGGAGCACAGUCUGAAAGUCGAACGUCAUUUUAAGAGCACUCAGUGUGUGUCCGUACGGUUGCUGGCAUGCAUGUGUGUGUUUGUCAAUCAUUCUGAUGGUGCGACGCUUCUUUUCCCUCAAUACUGACACAUUUGUGAGGUGCUGAAAUAUCCUCUCUCUAAUAAUCUGUUUUAUUUGUACGUUUACACCGUAUUUUUCGACUGUUGGUCUUCCCUAUUGCCUUUUCAGCUGCAGAAACUGUUCGACGUGGGUAACAAAAACUAUUUUGGACCCACUUUAUAUUAAGUGUCUUUAACUACUACAG